Molecule: messenger RNA, 2160 nt
Organism: Dictyostelium purpureum
Lineage: Eukaryota; Evosea; Eumycetozoa; Dictyosteliales; Dictyosteliaceae
Exons: 2
Coding region: 1-2160 (719 amino acids)
Biological process (GO): rRNA processing
Cellular component (GO): small-subunit processome; sno(s)RNA-containing ribonucleoprotein complex; nucleus
Source: RefSeq, a predicted model, not a curated record
AUGGAAAUUAAAAAAGAUAAAAAUGUAUUAAAUAAAGUAAAUGGAUUUAUGGAUAAGGUUUAUGAUACACCUGAAAUUUUUGUUGGUUCAACAAACAAGGUUAAAGAUUCAAUGACUGAUAUCAUGUCCAACCUUUACCAAUUAGCCAAGAAGAACGAAACUAUUGUUACAGAAACAGAGACAGAUGCUUUAGAAUCAUUGGUUACAAAAGAUUUCGAUAGUGAACAAAUUUGGGCACAAAUUCAAUUAUACAAUGAUCCAGUUUUAUCAGAAUUAGAAUCAAAAAUCAAUGGUUUUGUAAAAUCAAAAGAAAAUAUAGAAAUUUUAAGUCAAUCAAAUAAAAAGAGUAAUAAAAGAAGUAUUCAAUAUGAUGAAGAUUUAGAGGAUGACUAUCAAGACAGCGAAUUAGAUACCGACGAAGGUUUAGAUGGUGAAGAAGAUUUAGAUGGUGAUGAAGAUUUAGAAGAUGAUGAAGAUUUACAAGACGAUGAAAAUUUAGAUGAUGACGACGAUGAUUUACAAGAUGAUGAAGAUUUAGAAGAUGAAGAUGAAGAUGCUCAAGAUUUAGAAGAGGAAGAUAGUUUAGAUGAAGGUAUAGAUUCAGAUUCAACAAAAUCAUCAAAAUCAUCAAAAUCAUCAAAAUCAACCAAAUCAAUAACUAAAAAUAAUAAUAAAAAGAAUAAUAAUAAAAAUAUAGACUUUUUUGAUGCCAAAGAAAUGGAAAAGUUUUUAGAUGAUGAAGAUGAUAAUGAAUAUCAAAGAAGAGAAGAUGAAGAUAAAGAUGAUGAAGAUGAUUUCGAAGGUGAUUCAGAAGAGGAAGACGGUGGUUUAGAUUUACCAGAUGCCGAAUUAGAUGAUGAAGAAAGAGAAUUAGAUGCACUUUUAGAUAAAUAUAUGGAACAAAAUGAAAUGGAACAAGGAGAAUCAUCAAAUAAAAAAUCAAAUAAAAAAAAUAAAGCUAAAGAUGUUGCAGAUAUGAAAUUUGAUGACUUUUUUGCUGACCCAGACGAACAAGAUGAAGAUAACGAAGAUGACUUUGGUUUAGAUCACGAAGACGAGGAAGAAGAAUAUCAAGAUGAUGAAGAUGAAGAGCAAGAUCAAUUAAGUGCAGAAGAAGAUGGUGAAGAAGUUGAUGAAAAAGUUGAAUCUGAACCAGAAGAAGCAACAUUACCAGAGGAAGAAUUAUCAGCAUUCCAAAAGAAAGCAUCAAGAAUUCAAGAAAGAAUUAAAAAACUUGAACAAGAAAAUUUAAAGAAAAAAGAUUGGACCAUGAUUGGUGAAACCUCAGCAAAAGAACGUCCUUCAGACUCAUUACUUGGUGAAAGCUUAGAUUAUGAACAUACACAAAGAGCAGCCCCAAAUGUUACCGAAGAAACCAAUAAAUCAAUUGAAGAUAUAAUUAAAAAGAGAAUUUUAGAAAAGAAUUUUGAUGAUGUAAUUAGAAAAACAGAAAAAGAAUUUAAAGACAAUUAUAAGAAAAAAGUAGAAAUUAGCGAUGAAAAGAGUCAAGAGGGUUUGGGUGAUAUUUAUGAAAAAACUUAUAUGAAACAAGUUUUAGGUGUCGAAGAAACUGACGAAUUAAAACAAAAACAUAUUAAAAUUUUCGAAUUAUUUAAUAAAUUAUGUUAUAAAUUAGAUUCAUUAACCAAUUUCCAAUAUACACCAAAGAUGAUCAAAAACAAAGAGCUCAAUAUUACUACAGCAAGUGCAGUUACUAUGGAAGAAAAAGUACCAGUUGCAACAAGUACCUCAACUAUGAUUGCACCAGAAGAAGUAUACUUUAAAAAGAAUGCAGAUGAAAAAGGUGAUAGCGAAAAGACUAAAGAAGAUCGUGUUAAAGAAAGAAAACAAAUUAAAAAGACCUGGAAAAAUGAAAAAGAAGAAAAAGAAGCUGAAGAAAGACACAAAGAAAAGGUUGAUCCAAACUAUGCUAAAAGAAAUACUGUUGCUAAAGAUAUUGCUCAUCUUAAACAAGCUAAAAAUGUUACCAUUGUCGAUACCUCCAAAUCACAAGUUAAAUCUGGUGAUACAAGAUCAGGUGCAUUUUUCAAAACUAUUCAAACCAGUGAAGAAAAUAGAAAGAAAGGUAUUGAGGAUCCAAAUUCAUUAAAAUCAAAAAAGAAACAAAAAUUUGAUGCUCUUUCUUUCAAAACAAUUUAA